AUGAGGGUCCCUGUACUUGAGAAUGUAAAAGAUGAAACUGAAGAGGAAAAAACAGGGGAAGAAGAAGAGGAGGAUAAGGUAUUCUUUAAGCCUGUUAUUGAAGACCUGAGCAUGGAACUGGCCAGAAAAUGCACCGAACUCAUUAGUGAUAUCCGUUAUAAAGAGGAGUAUAAAAAGUCUAAGGACAAGUGUACAUUUGUGACUGACACUCCUAUGCUAACCCAUGUAAAAAAUAUUGGCGCUUUUAUUUCUGAGGCAAAAUACAAAGGCACCAUUAAAGCGGACCUUUCCAAUUCUCUUUAUAAGCGGAUGCCAGCCACGAUCGACAGUGUCUUUGCAAGAGAGGUUACACAGCUUCAGAGUGAGGUUGUCUACAAGCAGAAACAUGAUGCUGCCAAAGGAUUCUCAGAUUACGCCCAUAUGAAGGAGCCGCCAGAAGUCAAACAUGCCAUGGAGGUCAAUAAACACCAGAGUAAUAUUUCCUACAGAAAAGACGUUCAGGACACGCACACAUAUAGUGCAGAGCUGGACAGGCCGGAUAUCAAGAUGGCAACCCAGAACUCCAAGAUCAUAAGCAAUGCAGAAUACAAGAAAGGGCAAGGAAUAAUGAAUAAAGAGCCUGCUGUAAUUGGAAGACCAGAUUUUGAACAUGCUGUGGAAGCUUCUAAACUUUCUAGUCAAAUUAAAUACAAAGAAAAAUUUGAUAAUGAAAUGAAGGAUAAGAAACAUCAGUACAAUCCCCUCGAAAGUGCUUCUUUUAGGCAAAAUCAGCGUGCUGCGACACUGGCAAGCAAUGUGAAAUACAAGAGAGACAUUCAAAAUAUGCACGAUCCAGUUUCAGAUCUCCCAAAUUUGUUGUUUUUAGACCACGCUUUGAAAGCCAGCAAAAUGCUCAGCGGACGAGAAUAUAAAAAGCUUUUUGAGGAAAACAAAGGAAUGUACCACUUUGACGCCGAUGCUGCAGAACACCUGCACCAUAAAGGCAAUGCUGUCCUCCAGAGUCAGGUUAAAUACAAAGAAGAAUAUGAGAAAAAUAAGGGAAAGUCAAUGCUUGAAUUUGUUGAGACACCAUCAUAUCAAGCUUCCAAAGAGGCUCAAAAGAUGCAAAGUGAGAAAGUUUACAGAGAAGAUUUUGAGAAGGAGAUUAAAGGAAGGUCACCACUGGAUUUAGACAAGACUCCAGAAUUUUUACAUGUAAAGUACAUCACCAACCUUCUGAGGGAGAAAGAAUAUAAAAAAGAUUUGGAAAAUGAAAUAAAGGGGAAAGGAAUGGAACUGAAUUCAGAAGUUCUUGAUAUUCAAAGAGCAAAACGAGCUUCUGAAAUGGCUAGUGAAAAAGAAUACAAGAAAGACCUGGAGUCAAAAAUUAAAGGGAAGGGAAUGCAAGUUGGCAUGGACACCCCUGAAAUACAGUGUGCCAAAAAGGCUGCAGAGCUAGCUCGUGAGAAAGACUAUAAAAGAGAUUUGGAGACUGAAAUUAAAGGGAAAGGAAUGCAGGUGAGCCCAGACACUGUUGAUGUCCAGAGAGCCAAGAAAGCAUCUGAGAUGGCCAGCCAGAAACAGUAUAAGAAAGACUUAGAAAAUGAAAUUAAAGGGUAAGGAAUGCAAGUGAGCGUGGAUAUCCCAGAUAUGAGCCUAAAUAUCCAUUCGUUCAAAUUGGAUGGAUCAAGAUGGCAGAGUCAAAUGUCAAAGGACAUGUCUGGUUCUCAGGCUCCUCAGAAGAAGUAUAAAGAUGAAGCAGAGAAGAUGCUUUCUAACUAUUCUACUGUGGCAGAUACCCCUGAAAUUCAGAGAAUUAAGACAACUCAGCAAAACAUUAGUGCAGUAUUUUAUAAGAAAGGAGUAGGAGCUGGCACAGCAAUAAAAAAUACUCCAGAGAUUGAACGAGUGAAGAAAAAUCAGCAGAACAUUAGUUCAGUAAAAUACAAAGAAGAAAUUAAACGUGCAAUAGACAUUUCUGAUUCUCCAGAGCUAAAGAGAGUUAAAGAAAACCAGAAGAACAUCAGCAAUCUCCAGUAUAAAGAGCAAAACUACAAGGCUACUCCGGUAAGCAUGACCCCAGAGAUAGAAAGGGUGAGGAGGAACCAAGAGCAGCUGAGUGCGGUAAAAUACAGAGGAGAGAUUAAACAGGCAACUGCAAUUUCAGAUCCACCAGAGCUGAAGAGAGUGAAAGAAAACCAGAAGAACAUCAGCAAUGUUUAUUAUAAAGGUCAGCUGGGAAGAGCUACUGCUUUGAGCAUGACUCCCGAAAUGGAGAGAGUAAAGAAGAAUCAAGAAAACAUUAGCUCGGUAAAAUACACCCAGGAUCAUAAACAGAUGAAAGGUAGACCAAGUCUGAUUUUAGAUACACCUGCUCUGAGACAUGUUAAAGAAGCACAAAAUCAUAUUUCAAUGGUAAAAUAUCAUGAAGAUUUUGAAAAGACAAAAGGAAGGGGCUUUACUCCUGUCGUGGAUGAUCCUGUGACAGAGCGAGUGAGAAAGAACACCCAAGUGGUCAGCGAUGCAGCCUAUAAAGGUGUCCAUCCUCACGUCGUGGAGAUGGACAGGAGACCUGGGAUCAUUGUGGACCUCAAAGUCUGGCGCACAGAUCCUGGCUCCAUCUUCGACGUUGAUCCCCUGGAAGACAAUAUUCAGUCUAGAAGUCUACAUAUGCUCUCUGAAAAGGCGAGUCACUAUAGGAGAUACCGGUCUCGAUCUCAUUCCAGCAGUACUUUUGGUACAGGUCUGGGAGAUGACAAGUCAGAAAUCUCCGAGAUUUACCCUAGCUUUUCCUGCUGCAGUGAGGUAACACGACCAUCUGAUGAAGGAGCACCUGUUCUUCCUGGAGCCUACCAGCAAAGCCAUUCCCAAGGCUAUGGGUACAUGCACCAGACCAGCGUGUCAUCCAUGAGGUCCAUGCAGCACUCACCAAAUCUAAGGACCUACAGAGCCAUGUACGAUUACAGCGCCCAGGAUGAAGAUGAGGUCUCCUUCAGGGACGGCGACUACAUUGUCAACGUGCAGCCCAUCGAUGACGGCUGGAUGUAUGGCACUGUGCAGAGAACCGGGAGGACGGGGAUGCUCCCAGCAAAUUACAUUGAGUUUGUUAAUUAAUGAUUUCUCCUUGCCCUUUGAGCUUUAUUCUAUGUAUUCUAAACCUAAUCUUUUUAAAAGGUAGAAGAUACUUUUAAGACCACUUGGCAGUUAUUUUACAAUAAUGUAUCCUUCCUUUGACAAUUAGACACACAGGUACCAGAAAGAAGGGAUAGCUUCUAAGCUGAAAACAGCAGCAUUUUCAGUAAUUCCUAUGAACAAAAUCAUUACUUCUGGAGACCUGGUGCUGCUAAUUGUGUUUGUGGUUUCCUUUGAUUGGCUAUUGAACCCUUCUGGGAAAUGUAUUUUUGUAGACUUUAAUAGAGAUGUUGAUUGUCCCUUAAACAUAACGAGUAUGUGAAACUUCUUAGCUGUCACUUUGGAAUCACCAAAAGCCAAUUCUCUUAACUCAGUAACAUAGCCAAUAAUUUAAAAAUUGUUUAGCUUUUGAGUCAUUAGGCAACUUCCAAUUCA
Messenger RNA from Cynocephalus volans (Philippine flying lemur), 3546 nucleotides. RefSeq names its product nebulette (gene NEBL). The transcript is spliced from 29 exons. The record is from RefSeq and is a predicted model, not a curated record. Gene Ontology annotation, molecular function: actin filament binding. NCBI's taxonomy places the organism in Eukaryota, Metazoa, Chordata, Mammalia, Dermoptera, Cynocephalidae. Gene Ontology annotation, cellular component: Z disc. Gene Ontology annotation, biological process: cardiac muscle thin filament assembly.